AUGACAAUAUUACCAAUAACAUUGCUUUUGCCACUGCUUGUAAUCCCAUUCCCAUCCAUGGGAUGUCCUUUCAAUAUAUCUUGUACACAUGAUAACAACAUGAUUCUUCAACUACCUGCUAUAAAACUACUCGUUAAUCAAAUUAACUACACAACGCGAGUAUUAGAAGCAGGAGAUCCUGAUAAUUGUCUUCCACGGCUCUUUCUUCACCACAAUUUCUCUUCAUUAAUUUUUCCUUUUCGGAUUACUUCGUGGUAUUGGAUUACUUCACCACAAUACGAUGAAUUUACCAAUAUUAGUUUCUUUGAUUGUUCUUCAUUAGGACGACGUUAUCUGAUGAGCUCAUACGGGCAGGACAUGGUUUCUUGUCCAAUUUAUAUGGCAGGAUUUUACGAGGAUAUGGUUUUUACAAACCUUGUUUCCUGCACCAAACUGUCUCCACGAGAUUCGCCACCCCUUAUUCUUUCGGAAAAUUGGGUAUAUGGGAUACAACAAAACUCAAUCUCACUGUCAUGGUCGGAAACAAAUCUCGACACAAGAUGUUUGGAAUGUAAGCACAAAUCAAAGAAGAAGAUUAUAUUAUGCUCUGCAGGUGUAAUUAUUGGCUCAAUGGUACUUGUUCUUUUAUUUGGUGGACUUUUUCAAAUAUAUCGCUAUUUGAAAAUGAAAGACGAAGAUCAUGCAAGAAUUGAAAACUUUUUAAAAGAUUAUAAAGCUUUAAAGCCAACUAGAUUCUCUUAUGCCGAUAUAAAGAGAAUCACACACAAACAUAAAGAUAAGUUAGGUGAAGGGGCUCAUGGAACUGUUUAUAAAGGUAAGUUGUCGAAUGAGAUUCAGGUUGCCGUGAAGAUACUUAGUAAUUUAGAAGUAGAUGGAAAGGACUUCAUAAAUGAAGUGGGAACCAUGGGCAAAAUCCACCACAUCAAUGUAGUUCGUUUGCUUGGCUUUUGUGCGGAUGGAUUUCAUCGUGCUUUAGUCUAUGACUAUUUUUCAAAUGGUUCGUUGGAUAAAUUCAUUUCUCCACCAAACAACAAAGAUAAUUUUCUUGGAUGGGAUAAGUUACAACAAAUUGCUUUAGGAAUAGCAAAUGGCAUUGAGUAUCUCCAUCAAGGUUGUGAUCAAACAAUUCUACACUUUGACAUAAAUCCUCAUAAUGUCAUGCUAGAUGACAAUUUCACUCCAAAGAUUACAGAUUUUGGUUUGGCUAAGAUGUGUUCUAAAAAUCAAAGUGUUGUAUCUAUGACUGCAGCUAAAGGAACAUUAGGCUACAUGGCACCUGAAGUUUUUUCUAGAAACUUUGGAAAUGUCUCUUAUAAGUCUGAUAUAUAUAGUUAUGGCAUGUUAUUAUUGGAGAUGGUUGGGGGAAGAAAGAAUACAAAAAAAAACGAUGAUGAAGAAAAUAUUCAGAUUAUGUAUCCAGAAUGGAUCCACAAUUUGCUUGAAGGAGGAGAUAUACAAAUCUCAGUUGAUGAAGAGAGUGAUUUUAAAAUUGCAAGAAAAAUAGCAAUUGUAGGACUUUGGUGUAUCCAAUGGCACCCUUUACAUCGUCCAACAAUGAAAACUGUGCUGCAAAUGCUUCAAGGAGAACGGGACAAAUUAAAAGUACCAAGCAAUCCUUUCGGGCCUACAACUUCAACUAAUACAAAUGCUAAUAUUGUUGUAGAACGUAUGAAUUUGGAGCUGGAUGUGAUUCACGAAUUAGAUUAG
Molecule: messenger RNA, 1707 nt
Organism: Vicia faba (fava bean)
Lineage: Eukaryota; Viridiplantae; Streptophyta; Magnoliopsida; Fabales; Fabaceae
Source: the annotation of a GenBank genome assembly